CUCACGUUGAUCCCGCCCCUGGGGACCCGUCGUAGCAUCUGCUUCCGGUUCUCAGGCUGAUUUGGCGGUGAGGAAAACCUGCGCUGGCUGAGGCCUGUUGGCAGGGCCUUGCCGGAGAUGGACAGCCGGAUUCCUUAUGAUGACUACCCAGUGGUUUUCCUGCCUGCCUAUGAGAAUCCCCCAGCAUGGAUUCCUCCUCAUGAGAGAGUAUACCACCCAGACUACAACAAUGAGUUGACCCAGUUUCUGCCCCGAAUCGUCACACUAAAGAAGCCCCCUGGAGCUCAGUUGGGAUUUAACAUCCGAGGAGGAAAGGCCUCCCAGCUAGGCAUCUUCAUCUCCAAGGUGAUCCCAGACUCUGAUGCACAUCGAGCAGGACUUCAGGAAGGGGACCAAGUCCUAGCUGUAAAUGAUGUGGAUUUCCAAGAUAUUGAGCAUAGCAAGGCUGUUGAGAUCCUGAAGACAGCUCGUGAAAUCAGUAUGCGUGUCCGCUUCUUUCCCUACAAUUAUCAUCGCCAAAAAGAGAGGACUGUGCACUAGAGAGCUGCAACCCACAGCCCUUCACAUGAAAUCUUCUAGGACAAGCUGGGCAGGCCUCAGGGAAGCCACAUAGUCUCAGACAUUUCUGAGACUCCCGUAGGACCCUGUUUUCCCUCCUCUCCCUCCUAUUCUCUCCUCCAAAAAGUAAAAUGCCAUGCUGAAGAAA
Myotis brandtii (Brandt's bat) is the source of this 706-nucleotide messenger RNA. RefSeq names its product PDZ domain containing 11 (gene PDZD11). The record is from RefSeq and is a predicted model, not a curated record. The transcript has 7 exons. Gene Ontology annotation, biological process: maintenance of epithelial cell apical/basal polarity; neurotransmitter secretion; protein localization to basolateral plasma membrane. Gene Ontology annotation, cellular component: basolateral plasma membrane; cell-cell junction; synapse. NCBI's taxonomy places the organism in Eukaryota, Metazoa, Chordata, Mammalia, Chiroptera, Vespertilionidae. The coding region runs from base 118 to 540 and encodes 140 amino acids. Gene Ontology annotation, molecular function: protein binding.